Messenger RNA from Manis javanica (Malayan pangolin), 3195 nucleotides. RefSeq names its product tetratricopeptide repeat domain 22 (gene TTC22). The record is from RefSeq and is a predicted model, not a curated record. Lineage: Eukaryota; Metazoa; Chordata; Mammalia; Pholidota; Manidae. Gene Ontology annotation, molecular function: protein binding.
GAAACACCCACAGGGCGCUCCCUGGGCCGGCGCUCCGACACACCCACGGGGGGGAAGGAGGGGAAUACACCCUGAGACCAUAAGGCGGCUGCAUCUCGGUCCUAAGCGCGCUGACGCUCUACUCCCGCGCGGGACCCACUCAGGGGCGCCCCCUUCACUGCCCUCUGUGGCCUCCAGGGCAGGGGCGAGGCCCGGGGAGCAGCGGGGCAGCCAUGGCAGAGUCGGAGGCCGCGGCCGAGGACUUAGACGUCCUCAUCGACGACUUGGACUAUCUCCCGGGCCACUUCCACCUGGAGCUGCAGCUGAACUUUGAGCCGCGCUCCCCGGCCUUGCUCCGCGCCAGGGACCUGAAGCUGCAGCGGGACGGCCUGCGGCACGAGCUGGAGCUGGCGGCCGCCCCGCAGCGCCCCGCGGUGCGCCAUCUCCUGGGCACCUUCGCCUUCUACCUGGAAGAGUUGGACGAGGCCCGCGAGCACUUCCUUGCGGUGGCUCGUGAGGACCCGAGCAACCUCAACGCUUGGGCCAAUCUGGUGCAUGUGUACGGGCGGCUGGGACAGGAGGGAGAGGAGGAGGCGUGCGCCGGGCGGCUGGCCCGCCUCAUGGGCUUGGCGGAGGACGGCGAGGAGGCAGCUGGGGACCCUCAGCUCCACGCCGCGCGCUGCCUGGCGGAGCAGGGCUAUGCGCACGGCUUCGACGUGGGCUGCGCCAGCCCGGAGGAGCGCGAGCGGGUACUGGCGGCCGGCAUCGCGCUCUACGACAAAGCUCUGGGCUACGGGCAGCAGAUCCCAAAGGAGGAGAAAAGGGGCUGGUACUUCACCAUGGCAACGCUCUUCAUCAGGCUGGAUGGUAUCUUGCUGGAGCUGGGCAGCGAGGAACAGAAGAGGCUGCCUGCCUUCAACCGCACGCUGGCCCUGCUCCGGCAGGUUGUCAAGUCCUCGGACCCGCACCACCGAGCUCUGGCCUGGUGCUACCUCGGAAUGCUGCUGGAGAGGAAGGAUACCUUCUCCACCACCCCCAUAGGCGUCCACGACUGCGGGUACUCGGGGACCGACCCCCUGGACUGCUUUGGCAAGGCCAUCGAGAUUGCCAAGGACCAACCCCCCAUCCUGAAUCGCCUGGCCAAAAUCUUCCACUUCCUAGGAAAACAGGAUAUGGCCAUUGGAACCUGCAACAUGGCCCUGGAUGUCCUACGAGAUCCAGAGCUCAACCAGCAGGCGUACUGCACAAGGGCCAAGAUCCACAUCAGAGCCUACCUUCACGACCUGGAACGAGCCAAGAUGGGGCUCGGGGGCAUGCCUGACAGGAGCCACCUGGCCUGUGCCAAGGCUGACCUAGAGGAAGUGGUCAAGGUGUGCCCAGGCCUCAAGACCUACCUGGACAUUGGCCAGGUCUACUACUACAUGGGCGUGGACGCGGUGCAGGAGCUGCUGGCGGUGGACGAGGCGGCGCUGAACCAGGCGCUGGUCUUCCUGGCCAAGGCCGGCGAGUCGGAGCUGGGCGCCACGCUGCCCGAGCUGCAGCUGCUGCGCGGCAAGUGCCUGCGCAUCAAGGGCGAGGAGGCCAACGCGGCGGCCUGCUUCAAGCGCGCGGUGGAGCUGGACGACGCGGGCUCCAGCCACACCGAGGGCUUCGGCUGCCUGCUCGAGGCGCUGCUGGCGCAGUGGAGCCAGGCGCAGCUGAGCGACGGCGAGUUGGGCCGCGAGGUGGACGCGUGGCUGCGCCGCGCCCAAGGCAAGUACCCAGCGGCGCGCCUGCGCCAGGAGCUGCAACGCGUGUGGCGCUGCAACACCGGCGAGGUGCUGGGGCUGGCCCGGGCCUUGGUGACCCAGGGCCGGCCGGCACUAGUGCGCCUGCUCUUCGAGACCAUGGAGCGCGAGGGCGAGGGUGCGAGCACGCCGCGCGGCCGCCGUGCGUUCUCCUUCUGAGGGACCGCGAGGCCCAGUCCUGUCGAGGCCCGGCCUGAGGCCCCGCCUACAGCUGAUUGGCCCCCGUCUGGGCGCUAGACUGUCCCGCCCUGCCGUAGGCCGGCGCUUGGGUCGUGCCGGUCAGAUUCUCUGGUGAAUUGGAAGGGAGACGUUGAAGCACUAGAGCAAUUUGACGCGUCCACGAAGGCAGAAGGACCUGAUUAAGAAAAGCAAGGGAGACUGGGAGUAGACGUGAGAGCCGCUGGGAAACUGCCAACUGAAGGACAGAACUGUACAAUAUAUGCAAAAUAAUUAGGUGGCUGCGAGUAUCUUAAGAGAUCCAGAAGAUAAUUGCCUCCUUUUUGGCGGCUUUCUAGUGUCUGUGCCCAAUCCCUGAACAAUGCUAUAUCCUUAUAAUAAUGGCUCCUUAAGUUAACUGGAGUGGGUGUCAGGUCCUGCAGCCCCCAAAGCCUUGGCUAGAGCAGAAGGCAAAGCUGCGCGGUGAGCAGGUAAAGGGCAGGGCGGUGUUACACACCUGGCUGCUUCAGGCUCUUUAUUACCUGUGUAGUGGUCUUCCAGCAGUCCUCAUCCUUGGUCAGCUUGGUCUGAAAGGCCCCCAAGCGCCCACUGCAAUAAAGCCCAAACUAGAAACUUAGUUUGACUUCCCUGUUCUUGGGGGAUCCUAGGCCCCCCACCCCCAAUCAGGAAGUGCCAUGUGCACCCAAUCUUGAACUUUUUACAAGAGAGUGAAGAAAAUCUUAGAAGUUUACACACUUGGAAUCAGAGUCAAGAAUAUUAGAUGCAGACUUUUAUUAUCAAAGACUUAGGCUCUGAUUGCCAGCAAAUCUUAGAAUGGCCAAGCUGGAUUCUUGUGGCCCUACCUACAAGACCUGAUUUAACCUAAAAUUACAAAUUAAGUUUUUGCCAGACUCCAGGAACACUAGUUGUACAAAGCUGCAAUGGCAAGACCUGCACAAUGGUUUGUGAUACAUUUUGCAUUUUUUUCCCUCUAUUUAAAGAGUUACACUCUUUACUGUUCUCUAGACUUGAUGCUAGGGAUAGGCCAGUCCCCCUGCCUUGCUUUUCACAUCUCCAGUGACAGCUGGAGAGCGGACUGAGAGGUGCGGUCCUUAGAGAACAUGCACUCCAAUGCUCUCUUGCGGAUGGGGAGACUGAGAGCCCUAGAAGGGACAUGGCUUUCCCCAAGUCACGCUGCCUAACCUCCCUACAGGUGUGCCUCAGACUAUCAGUGUUUUUCAGGUUUGGAAAAAUACUAAUAAACUGAUCAACA